UAGGCAGACAUCUCCAUUAGAUAAGUACGUCGACAAAUAGGUUUGAAUCAUCAGUCCUAACUGGCAGUCGGGACAACGCGCGUGUAUCCAGCGCUACGAAAAAAAAGUUUAGUUUAAAAAGUAAUAGUUCCAUUUUCAAAAAUGUAUUGUGACUGGCCAACUUUGGGGCGGUGUUGCUUUUGCAUGCCGUUAAGACGAGGAAUUCUCACUUUCGGAUACAUUAAUUUAAUAUUCAGUGCGUUUAUGGUGGGAGUGUACAGUUACUCAGUGCACACAGAAUUCGGUUUGUUCGCGGUAUACCAUGGGACGACCGUGGGAGCGUCUGUGCCUGAAGGAGCGUGUGUCUUCAUCUACUGUGUAGAAAUAAUCUUCACUGCUAUUUUAUUAUAUGGAACACAUAAGAAACUAAUAACGUAUAUUAGGGUAUACUACUACUUCGCCGUGACCACGACUGUGGCGUCCUGCCUCGUGCAAAUCUUAGACUUCACUAUAGCCGUCAGCACCAGAUCAGGAUUGUACAUGAUUUUUGAGGUUCUACCUCUUAUGUUCGCCUCAAUGUCCAUCCAAAUCUACCUCAUCAUCCUAAUAAGGAGUCUAUUAAAGAAGAUGGAGCAGUCAGGUCCUCACGGCUAUGAGAACCAGCUCCAACAAAUAGUGUACGAAGGGAAGGUGGAAUCCAAUGGAGUCUAUGACCCUACCGUGGUACCGGUAGACGUGUAGAUGAAAACGGUAGAUAGUAGGUAAUCACCCAUUACUUGUUAAGUGUCCGAAAUACUCAUGAAAAGUCAAUGAGAGGCUAUUUUUUUUAAGUGAAUGGAAUGAAUCUCGUAUGUCAAAGUUGUAAUGAAAUCUCCAAUUUAAAUCACUGAAGAAUUUUGGAAACUGAUUUGUUUUAAACUGUUCCUUGAUAUCAUUUUGCACAGGUACAUUUUGCAUAAGUAAAUAUCAGUAAAGAAAAAAUAUCUAACGCCCUCAAUUUUGUAAGUGAAUGGAUGGAAUCUCACAGAUUAAAGUCAUAAUGACAUCUCAUAUAUCUCAUCUCAUCUCACAUAAACAAUUUUGAAAAGUGAUUUGUUUAAAAUUGUUCCUUGAUAUCUUUUUGCACAGGUAUAUUUUGCACAAGUAACGGCCCUGAAUCUCAUUUAUGAGUCACAUGUAGGUACUAAAGUCACAUCUUGUGUAAAAUUAUUGCUACAUGUAAUAAUUGGAUAGUUUCCAGGUAUAAUAUCUAGUUAGUCCGUCGGUUAGAUAAUCAAAAAAUAUUAGACACGUAUUUUUUUUUUCUCGUAUUAAAUUGCAAUACUUAGAUAAA
This is a messenger RNA of Spodoptera litura, 1312 nucleotides long. RefSeq lists its product as uncharacterized. NCBI's taxonomy places the organism in Eukaryota, Metazoa, Arthropoda, Insecta, Lepidoptera, Noctuidae. The record is from RefSeq and is a predicted model, not a curated record.